Messenger RNA from Periophthalmus magnuspinnatus, 4869 nucleotides. RefSeq names its product zinc finger DHHC-type palmitoyltransferase 5a (gene zdhhc5a). The record is from RefSeq and is a predicted model, not a curated record. Lineage: Eukaryota; Metazoa; Chordata; Actinopteri; Gobiiformes; Gobiidae. Gene Ontology annotation, biological process: protein palmitoylation. Gene Ontology annotation, molecular function: palmitoyltransferase activity.
CGCUAUCCGAGUUUUGUUACUAGCAAAUAUGUCGGCGGCCUCUGGGAUUCUCCUUACCACAGACAUUACGGACACGGAAAGUACCCAGAUGUCACGGGAUUGCAGACUUCUGUAUUAUUAGAUCAUCCACACCACAGGGGAUUUUAACAGCAACGAAGACUUGGUUGUUUAAAUGGCUGGCGCUACCUUCGCUUUAAUGAAAAUUAGCAUUGGCGCUGUGUAGCUUGUGGAGAGGACCUUGGCACCGCUGUUUCUUUCUGUUGGAUUACGGAUGCGAGGCGUUGUCCCUUAACGCCUGGAGCAGUCAUCCUUUACCUGCGCGUCCCCAUCGCUUUAUUUUUGGACACGCAUGCACAGGAAUAAGGUGUAACCAUUCCUUCAUCUGACUGGAUUUCAAUUGGAUACACGGACUGUAGCCUACCAACACCUGCUAAAAUCCUGGUUUACAAUUCCCUAUAAGAAGACAAAUCAAGCCAAACUUUUUAUAAUUAAGUUUUGUUUGUCACUUAUGAACUUUGGGACUUUCCUCCAGAGGGAUGGAUUCCUAAGGGACUGCUGUGGCUGGGUGUUAUCCAAGCCUGACUGCUCCAAGCUGGGCAGUAAAACCAAGAAUUUCCCUGGAGGGAACUAUGGAGAGAAAUUUAGCUCGGUGGCUAACGUAAAUAGCAUUAGUCACUACAUACAGACAUUUGAACAAGUUGUGAGUCAUUUGAACUUCGUACUUUGUCAAACUUCAAACUUGAUCUUGAAAUAUUUAUCAUGGACACUAAUGGAUUUUCUCACAGAUGUUUUGGAAAAUGAAGGGACCACUAUCAUCUGCUAAUGUUUGCACUGUCAAAACAAGCACAUUAUUAUUUUGGAGGGUGGAGGGAGAGGUGGUGUAAGCAAUCCACCUGCAAAGUAUAGGCAUGCCUCCACGCAGGAAAACUAGGCUACUCCACUGGCCCGUUCAAAGACUGCUGUUUUUAAUACGAAUUUGGCACUGCAAAAGUUGUGCCGAUAUUAUCAACUAAGGACUUAUUUUGUAUUAUUUUGCAAGAUAUAUUUUUCUGCUACUGCUGAAGACUUCAUUUAAACAGAGAAAAAUAUUAAUUUGUCAUACAUUUGUUUUGCUACUUAGCUUCUUUACUACUUUGCUGCUUGUUUAUUCUCCAUGAAGCUUGCAACACAAUAGAGCCAUAAACAUCCCAUCAUUUGAAAAGUAGAUGCCAAAAGGGUAAUUCAAUCUUUAAUUUCAUUUUUACAAACUUAUUAUAACUAAGAUAAUUGACUAAAAUAUUUUUUUCUUGAACCUUAUAUUGCUUUCAUAUCAAUUCCUCUUUGCCACAACUGAGUUUCAAAGGUGAAGUAACUUGUCAAACCACUUACUAACUAUUUUAAGCAAGAAAGCUGUCGCCAGUGUCUACAUUUGGUAACACUAUUUGUCUAUACAAAAUUUUAUUUGUAAUAAUUUUUAGGAUCAAUUUAUGCACUAUUUUUUUGCUACUUAAAGCACCCAAAUUUAGCAGUGCUGUUUGCCACUCAUAACUAUAUUUUUGUUCAUAUUUGUAUACAAAUUGUUGUCAUAUUACUUCCAACACAUUGCAGUUUUUGUCAAGCCAACUUUUCAGUAUUUUUUUUUUUCCACUUUUUGAUAUUUUUUGUUUGUUGUGUGCCCAACCCUAUCAAACUGUUUCAAGUGAACAAUUUUUUAACCCUUUUUUUUGCCUAGUUUUUAUUUUUAGAUUUUUUUCUUUUGCAACUCCAGCAUCCAAUUAUAUGCAUCCAUUGAUUUUACUUGUAGCAGAAAUAUUUGUUUAAUUGCAUUUUUAAGACUCUUUUCCAUUUUUUUGGCCCCAAUCCCCUGCAGCCAUGUUUGCUCCUCACCUGUUUUGUUGUGAAUGACAUAUAGCCCACCGCCAUAGCUCCAGCCCCCUUCCAGGCUCAGUCAGGACGUGAUGCCAGGAGGAGGCAGCAGUAAAGGGGGCCGCGGUCCGUCCUCAUCCCCUCUCCCUCACACCGGCGUCCCAGCUCCCAGACCCCUCCGGCCCUCACGCUAUGUCCCCGUCUCCGCAGCAACCUUCUUCCUAGUUGGAUCCACCACACUGUUCUUCUGCUUCACGUGUCCGUGGCUAUCUGAGCGGUUCUCAGUUGCCGUGCCCAUCUACAAUGGCAUCAUCUUCCUGUUUGUUCUGGCCAACUUUUGUAUGGCCACAUUCAUGGACCCUGGCAUCUUCCCCAGAGCUGAGGAGGAUGAGGAUAAAGAUGAUGACUUUCGCGCUCCUCUGUAUAAGACAGUGGAGAUCAGAGGGAUCCAGGUCCGAAUGAAGUGGUGUUCCACGUGUCGCUUCUACAGACCGCCACGCUGCUCCCACUGCUCCGUCUGUGACAACUGUGUCGAGGAGUUUGACCACCACUGUCCUUGGGUGAAUAACUGCAUUGGUCGGAGGAACUACAGAUACUUCUUCCUCUUCCUCCUCUCCCUCACGGCUCAUAUCAUGGCCGUGUUUGGGUUUGGACUCCUCUUCAUCAUGUACCAUCGACAGAACAUCGACCGACUACACGCCAUUGUCACUUUGGCUGUGAUGUGUGUAGCUGGUCUGUUCUUUAUCCCUGUGGCUGGACUCACGGGGUUUCACAUAGUUCUAGUGGCCCGAGGGAGGACCACCAAUGAACAGGUCACAGGGAAGUUCAGAGGAGGAGUUAACCCUUUCACAAACGGCUGCCUCAAGAACGUGUCUCAUGUUCUGUGCAGCUCACAAGCUCCCAGAUAUUUGGGGAGAAAAAAAGGUGUACAAAGUGUAUGUGUGCAGCCUCCAUUCUUAAGACCCCAGCUCACAGAGGCUCAGCUGGCGGCUAAGAUCCUGGACAAUGGGAUCCAGGGAGAGCUGCACAGGUCAAAGUCGAGUCUGGAGAUGAUGGAGUCCCAGUCGUGUGACGCUGAAGCUCCUCCUCCUCCCAAACCCGAGCUGAGGUACCCGGGCAUCAGCCGCGGAAACAAUGAGGAGUGCAGCCUCUUGAACAAAGCCCCUCCCACUCCCACCAUGUACAAGUACAGACCCACAUACAGCCCUGGGAAGAACCACACAGCGCUAACACACGCUUAUGCUAACCAGCUGAGCCGAGGGGAGAGCGUUGGCAGCGCCCGUGACUCCUCCUCUUCCACCUCCUCCCUGCUCCAGUCCAGUCAGCAGCCCGGGUUCCGCUCCCAACCCAGCCUGGACCACCCCCCAUCGGAACGGCCCGGGGCCAACGCAGGGGGUGGCGAGAGGCGUGACACGGGCAGAGACUCUGGCAUGCCCGGGUACACUUUGGGCGGGCGUUCGUAUCCUUCGUUUUCGGAUGCAACCGUGCUAUCUGCAGUGGCUAGCUCCCGGUCCUCUAGCUCUGCUGCCACUGCUUCCACUAGCUUCAAGAGCUUAGCCAAUCAGACGCCGCCACCUCACCAAGCAACGCGCAAUGGGAGCCUAUCCUACGACAACUUGGUUACAGAUGAAUUUGAAAAGCAAGCGCCCAAUUCUACAACAUCUGUAGCAGGAGAAAGAGGAGAGAUUUCAGCAACUUCUGGAAGGCCCUCGCCAUUUUUAACCACCCAGCAAGCGGUUGAAAUGCAGUCACCGCAUCAUCAUCACCACCAUGGACACCACCAUCAUCACCCUCCGCCCUAUCUUCAUCGCUCCUCUUCAACAUCUUCGUCACCACAAUCCGCCUCAGAGCGAGACAUUUCUCUAAAUAACUCUGCUCCUCCCAUGUCGGCCCCUCCCCACCACCUUCACCACCACCAUCACCACCACCAUCAUCAUCACCACUCGACAAACAGACCGCCACGUUUCGGCGUUGCUCCUACUCCCCACGCCUACCCCUACCGCACCCGCUCCACAGAUACCCCCCCUAGUGGCAGUGGCACACCAGCGCAUCCUCCACGCUCGCCACACGCCCCACCCCUUGGUAAAUCAUUGUCCUAUUCAAGCGCUGCUGCAGCCGAAAUGCAAUACAGGCUAGUGCGGAAGGCGUCUGCGUCGGCUAGCGCUAACGCAGCUAAUGCAGGAGGGACAGGGGGGAUGGGAGGAGGAGGAGGAGCACAAACUUCGAAGGAUGAACCGAUCCCAAUGAAGCCUCUUGGAUGGACCAAUGGUGGACAGGCGCUGUCCUCGAGCUCCCCCCCUACCUCUCCCUCUCACCCAAUCAGCGUCUCUGCCCGUCCCGGAGUAGCCUAUCCCGGUUCAGCACUGGCACAAAGUCCCGCCCACAAACCUCAGGCCGGGACAGUCAAGAAAGUCACGGGAAUCGGAGGCACCACUUAUGAGAUUUCUGUUUAAAUUUUACGGAUUUAAAUACAGAAGAAUAAUAAUGAAUAACUCUGUUGCUUAAAGACAGUCUUAAAAGCUGCUGAUAUCAAGUGACCAACGUGACCUUAAUUUCAACUUUUUUUCCAUUGGAUUUGAACAAUUUUUUAACCGUGCUAGUCGUUAUGUCUAUGGCAAUUGCAUGGUUUUGUCUAAUAUAAAUUUUGUUUCACCACUGCCACUAGGAGCUCUAAACCCAAAAACUACCUUUUAAAAACAGCUCCUAUUGGCACUACGUUUUGUCCUUGGGUUUUUAUUACACAACAUUGAUAUACUAUGGAAUCCAAUCAUCAAAAAAACAUUAAAAGGGCUUCCCAUAGUUAAAAAAUGCCAAUGUUUUGCAUGGACUUAUGGUAAUGCCGCCCUAGUUGUUCUUACUCCACAGAAGCUGCUGUCUUGCCCAGAAAAAAAAUUAAACAUUAAUUUUUUGAAAAAUGCACAAGAAGCAAGAUUUUUUGGGGGGAGUGUAGAGUUGGCAUCAUCUUUAUCAAUGGACUUUCUACAAACUACUUUUUAAAACUGCACUUUCAACUCAAAAAAAAUG